Messenger RNA from Linderina pennispora, 714 nucleotides. RefSeq names its product NAD dependent epimerase/dehydratase. Lineage: Eukaryota; Fungi; Kickxellomycota; Kickxellomycetes; Kickxellales; Kickxellaceae. The record is from RefSeq and is a predicted model, not a curated record. Bases 1 to 714 code for a protein of 237 amino acids. The transcript is spliced from 2 exons.
AUGGCAGACUUCCUCGGCUUAAAGAACGUCCAUGUGUUUGUCACUGGCGCCUCUGGCGGCGUGGGCCUCGCCACAUCCCGUGCAUUCCUCGACCAAGGCGCUUUUGUCACGCUGCACUACAACUCCAACAGUACGACACUGGACCCACUCCUCCACGAGUUCCCCGACCGUGCAUUCGCUGUCCAGGCCCGCAUCACCGACGAAUCCUCUCCACUACUGGUAAAGGACAUGUCUUUGGAGCACUGGAACAACACCAUUAACGUCAACCUCACUGGCAGCUUCCUGGCCAUCCGCCACUUCAUGCAGCAGCUGGAAAAGCACAAUGUCCAGGAUAACGUCGCCGUCGUGAUGGUGGGCUCGACUGCCGGCAAGUUUGGCGAAUGGUACCAUGCAGACUACUCCGCGUCCAAGUCCGCUAUGAUGUACGGGCUGACGCUUAGCUUGAAGAACGAGAUUGUGCAGAUUUGCCCCAAGGGACGUGUUAAUUCGGUGGCCCCGGGGUGGAUCCGCACGGCGAUGGCCGAGCCGGCGCUCAAGGAUCAGGAUGUUGUGAAGAAGGCGUUUGCCACGUCGCCGCUGAACAAGAUCUCGGAGCCGCAGGAUAUCGCUAAUGCUAUCCUGUACCUGGCCAGCGAGAAGGCGUCGGGUAAUAUCACUGGGCAUGUCAUGGACGUCAAUGCUGGCAUGGAGGGCCGCAUCAUCAACCCCCUCUAG